AUGGGCUCUCCACAGCAGUCUGUUGAUUUCAACAAUCAGCCCCCGCUUCCUUACAGGGACGAUAGCAGAAGCUUGUCCAAGGAAUAUGCCGAAGCCCGCGAUGCUCAAGAUCCUCUGGGACGCUUUCGCCAAGAGUUUAUCAUUCCUUCAAAGAAAGACCUGACGAGGAAAACCUUGGCUUUAACAGAAGAGGAAGACCCUUCUGACCCAAGAUGCAUCUAUCUUUGUGGAAACUCUUUGGGACUCCAACCUCAUAAUACGAAGAAAUACAUUGAACAGUACCUCCGAACCUGGGCAACCAAAGGCGUCACCGGACAUUUCGUGCCACAUGACGAUCAGUUACUUCCUCCAUUUGUCGAUGUCGAUGCAGCCGGAUCGAAACUUAUGGCACCAGUUGUAGGUGCGCUUCAGAGCGAGGUGGCAGUGAUGGGUACUUUGACUGCAAAUCUACACUUUCUGAUGGCAAGCUUUUAUCGCCCUACCCAAGAGAAGUACAAGAUUAUCCUCGAGGGGAAGGCUUUCCCAAGUGAUCAUUACGCUGUCGAGUCUCAGAUUCUGCAUCACAAUCUCAAUCCGAAAGACGCCAUGGUCCUGAUAGAGCCAGAAAACCCCGAUUUUCCAGUUCUCGGUACAGAGAAGAUCAUACAAAUAAUUGACGAGAAUGCCUCGAGUACCGCUCUGAUACUACUCUCCGCCAUUCAAUUUUAUACUGGACAGUACUUCGACAUUAAACAAAUCACUGCCCAUGCCCACUCGAAAGGAGUGGUAAUUGGCUGGGAUUGUGCUCAUGCAGCAGGCAAUGUUGACUUGAAAUUGCACGAUUGGGAUGUGGAUUUUGCUGCAUGGUGUACCUACAAAUACCUCAACAGUGGACCAGGAGGAAUGGCCGCAAUGUUCGUCCACGAGAAACAUGGACGUGUGGAAAUGGAAAAUACUGGGCCUGAGGGCCAGUUUCGUCCCCGGUUAUCUGGAUGGUGGGGUGGUGAUAAGAAGACUCGUUUCCUCAUGAACAACAAAUUCGUGCCCCAGGCUGGUGCAGCAGGAUACCAAUUGUCCAAUCCAUCCGUCCUAGACAUGAACGCAGUGGUAGCAUCCUUGGAGUUGUUCAGCCGAACAUCGAUGACAGAAAUUCGCCAAAAAUCCCUGGAUCUUACAGGUUACCUAGAAUACCUUUUGUCACAUAUGUGUGAUACCUCAGAGGCGAAACCAUUCUCUAUAAUUACCCCUUUGAAUCCAGCAGAACGCGGCGCUCAACUCAGUCUGCGCCUGAAGCCAGGCCUCCUCGAUUCUGUGUUGGAGAAGCUGGAGGAAAAUGCUGUCAUAAUCGAUGAAAGGAAACCAGAUGUGGUCCGAGUAGCGCCAGCACCUCUAUACAAUACGUAUAUGGAUGUAUGGCGGUUCUCACAGAUAUUCAUAGAAGCAUGUAGAGAAGCGGUCAAGAUACAAGGAUGA
This is a messenger RNA of Aspergillus wentii DTO 134E9, 1452 nucleotides long. RefSeq names its product kynureninase (gene bna5-1). Gene Ontology annotation, molecular function: pyridoxal phosphate binding; kynureninase activity. Lineage: Eukaryota; Fungi; Ascomycota; Eurotiomycetes; Eurotiales; Aspergillaceae. Gene Ontology annotation, cellular component: cytoplasm. Bases 1 to 1452 code for a protein of 483 amino acids. Gene Ontology annotation, biological process: NAD+ biosynthetic process. The record is from RefSeq and is a predicted model, not a curated record. The transcript has 4 exons.